Molecule: messenger RNA, 465 nt
Organism: Gracilinanus agilis (Agile Gracile Mouse Opossum)
Lineage: Eukaryota; Metazoa; Chordata; Mammalia; Didelphimorphia; Didelphidae
Product: interferon alpha-inducible protein 27-like protein 2A
Exons: 3
Coding region: 83-382 (99 amino acids)
Biological process (GO): apoptotic signaling pathway
Cellular component (GO): mitochondrion; membrane
Source: RefSeq, a predicted model, not a curated record
ACGAGUUUAGUUGUCUUGGGCCUGGACGAGGAAUCCUGCUAGCGAGAAAGGAGAGCAGACCCAGACCAGCCGGUUGUCAAGCAUGGCCAACCCUGCCCUGAUAGCUUCGGGCGCCUUGAUUGGAGGUGGUCUGGCUCUGGUCUCCGUACCUGUGGUUCUGGGAACCGCUGGCUUCACUGGGGCUGGCAUAGCCGCGGGCUCCCUCGCAGCAAAGAUGAUGGCGACUGCGGCAGUGGCUAAUGGGGGAGGAAUCGCUUCGGGCAGCCUGGUGGCCGUGCUGCAGUCUGUGGGGGCUGGCGGCCUGUCUGCAAGUACGAGUGCUCUGCUGGGUUCUGCAGGUUCGGCCCUAGGGAGUGCCCUGGCUUACUGGAGCAGCAAGUAAUAGCCCCCUGUGCCCUCGGACCAUGGGGAAGAAGGCCCAGGAGCCAUCCUUAGAGAAACAGGCAAAUAAAGACUUAAUUUGAA